UUUAAAUCGUGCCGAAGAACAGCAUUGUCAGGACUCAGUGAACAGAGCCUGGGCAAGAAAUCUGUCUGGACUAUACCGGAAAGGAGAAAGCAUAUUUGGGAGAACUUUUUUCCCCCCGUGCCGGUUUGCGUGCGCUUGUGGCACGCGGGUUGACUUUGACGCACGACGCGGGACGGCGGAACACCCCGGCAGCAGCGCAGGCACGAUUUCCUCAACAUGUGCUGAAUAAAAAGCGAUCUCGUGUGCUACAAUUUGUAGGAUAUUAAAUGUGCAUCCGAUCGCGCACACAGACUUGGACUUGUGUGUCUCCUGAAAAGACGCUGUUGCGCUAUUGGGUGUUUUUCGGGUGUAGGCACGCGCAUGACGCACCCGCAGCCGAUUGUUGGAAGUUGUUUUGAUCCUGACAGACUGACAGUCUUUUUUUUUUUCUCUUUCCCUUUUUAAACUUUUUCCUCCGGCUCCUUUCAUGGCUUUUUAGGCUUCAUGCAUGAUUAUGGUACUGAUCCUGCACUUAUAUGUAGACCACCUGCAGCUUUGAGACUCUUUGCGCUGAAUAAAUCCGUAUUAUUUAUUUAGUGUAAGAAUUUGCACUAAAUUUGCAAAUCUUUGCAUCCCAAUCCUGGAACAGCUUAGAUUUAUUAUAUAGUUCAGGCACCAGCUGGGCAGUUUGAUAUGGAAAACCAGCACCGGUAAGGUAGAUCAAUGGGUGCCCUGUACCUUGGCGCGUGAGCAGAAGGAAGAGGAGGAGGAGGAAGAAGAAAAUCCAGGUGUCACGAGGAGUUGUGAGAGGUUCCAGAGUCCUGCUGACCCGCUCCCUGAAGGAUGGAGAAGAUGCUGCUGCGCAUGUGCACCGCGUCCCUCAUCCUGCCUUUGCUUUGCAGAGUGAUGGAUGGCCGACUGUUGUUGGAGGGUCUGCCAAGAUUUGGCGCAGUGCCUACGUACCUGCCUGUGCAGUACCAGGUGUUGAAUGCGGAGUUAGCCUUCUUUCUCAAGGAGGCCAACCAGGACAUCAUGAGGAACUCCAGUUUACAGGCACGCACUGAACUUUUUUUCAUCCAGCAGGCGAGAAGAAAUCCUGUUGUAAAUGCUAGUUAUGGACCCUUCUCUGUGCAGCAGCCUGUACCAAUGGAACUCCUGGAUCCAGGGAUCUUCAACAACCCUGCAACAUCUUCUUUGUCUUCAUCAUCUUCAUUGUCCUCUCAACUUUUUACUUUUAACUGGAAGAUUCAGACAUUCAUCAUAAGUGAGCGCAUCCACCUCAGCUGGCCCAAGGUCCAAGUCUUGUUCUAUGUUGUAGGCCGAGAUUGGGAUGACUACACUACUGUAGACCAUCUCCCCUGUAUCCGGAUGUUUGCUUUCCAUGAGACACAGGAGGUUCGAGGCACAUGCCGAUUGAAAGGGGAACUGGGGCUUUGUGUAGCGGAACUGGAGCCUCUGCCCAGUUGGUUUAGUCCACCUAGCGUCGUGCCUGGGAGACAAAGAGCACCCCAAACUGAAGGUACACCUGUAGAGCUCUACUACAUGGUACAGUCCACUGAAACUGGUGAAUGCAUCCCAGAAAGUUCCCGCAAGGCAGGUGCCAUCCGUUCUGAGCCACAGGGGCCAGCUGGGUACUUUUCAGGGCCUACACCCAUGCGAAGAAUCGGCAGUGUACGUCUGUUUCAGCCAUUGUCUGAACUACGCCUGGACAGGAACUUUGUAGUGAUGGUGCCUGCCAGUCCAAUUAGGCAAAGGGAAACAGUGUCAAUCUUCCUGGCUACUUCAGCUCUUUCAUCAGUGGAGAUCUUCACCCUCAGGGUGAAGUUGAAAGAUGACGUGGCGUUCUUAGGAGCAAAGACCACUAAUCCGGUGCAGUGGACCGUCAGUCAGGAUGUGAGGAGUGAAGGACACCGUAUUGUUACUCUGCACUGUCGGAGGAAAGACCCCAGCUAUGGCCAGAGGAUGGAGGCAGGGCUUCAGAAAGUUUUGCAAGUGGAUUUGGAGGUAAAUGGCCUGGUGGAUCCUCUUGGCACUCGCUCAGUCACAUGGCAGGUGGAGUACCCCAUGAGCCGCACCUUUUCCGAGGAGAUCCCCACUCUCAUCCGACUCGCACCUUACAACCUGGGGGGUAUUGUCCCUCUUGCCAUGGAGACAGAGAUUCUGAACACGGCCGUGCUCACCGGCAGGACUGCCGCCAUGCCCAUCAAAGUGGUCACCGUGGCAACAGAUGGAGCUGUGACGGAUGUGACAGAGUCUGUGGAGUGUCGAUCGACGGACGACAGCGUUGUUAAGGUGUCUGAAAGAUGCGACUAUGUGUAUGUGAAUGGAAAGGAGACAAAAGGGAGGGUGAAAAUGAUGUUGAACUUCACGUACAACUACCUGAACACCCAGAUGGAGGUGAGUGUGUGGAUGCCCCGCCUGCCCCUGCAGAUCGACAUGGCCGACCCUGAGCUCAACCAAAUCAAGGGAUGGAGGAUCCCCAUCUCCGGGGGCAGCCAGAGAUCUGCAGAUGAUGAUGAAGAUGAAGGGAGCAAGCGGGAUCGAGGUUGUGGCCCACAGUACCAGAGUACCACUGUGCGUGUCCUUACACACUUUGAGGCAGAGCCAGGAGAAUUGCGGGGACAACCAGACUUUCUACUGGGCAGUGAUUGGCAGGUGGAUGUGACAGAGUUGGUGAAGGAUUUCUUAAAAGUGGAGGACUCAAAAGUGGCCAAAAUAACAGAUGGUGCAACACUGACAGGGCUGAACACUGGAGCCACUAAAGUCCAGGUGAUGUCCCCACUGUCCGAUUUGGUUCUGGCAGAGAGGACAGUACGAAUUCUGGAUGAUAAAGUGAGCAUUACGGAUCUGGGUGUGCAGCUGGUGUCAGGCCUCUCACUGUCCCUGCAGCUCAGUCUAGGCAGCAGCAGGGCCUUUGCAGCCACAGCCACCACCCAGGACACCAUGCACAACCUCAAACAGGAGUCCCUUGUCAGCGCUUGGCUGCACUUCAGUGAUGGCUCUGUGACCCCUCUUGACCUUUAUGACCCUGCACACUACACGCUGACAGCCAUAUCCUUGGAUGAGCGGGUAGUUUCUGUUCAGAAGGUUGCAUGGUGGAGGUCGCCAGUGGUGGUGGUGAGAGGAGAGGGUCAAGGUACGCUGCUGCGUGUUGAGAUGUCUGGAGCUGAUUUAUGCCAGAAAAGCAAACGCCGUAAUGUUCUGGCUACAGUUAGUGCCAAUGUUCGCAUCAAGUUUAGUCGUAAUGACGACAGUGACAACAGAAGGCACAGACCUAUCCCUUACAAUGGAGAUGCCAUUUCAGAUGCAGGGAUGGUCAACAAAGGAACCACAACUAUUAAAACAAGUGCUACACUUGGAGAUAAGCGGCCAGAAAUCCCAGCAGACUUCUCAAAUUUUCCAGCACAAGCUGAACUUCCUCAUGGACGCUCCACAGAGGAGGAGUUGCUACAAGCUCGGCGUGGCCUGACAGACCUUGAGAUUGGCAUGUAUGCCCUACUGGGAGUCUUUUGCCUGGCCAUCUUAGUGUUUCUCAUCAAUUGCGUCUCAUACGCCCUACAGUAUCAACAUAAGCAGCUCCCCCUGGAGGGCCAGGAGAGCAUGGCACAUGCUCAUGAUUGGGUGUGGCUGGGGCAUGAAGGUGAGCUAAUGGAGAACCAUGCCGGCUUGUGCUUACAGCAGGAUGACGUCAGCGCUAACAUAGACUCCAACCUGGGUUUAGAGGAGGCCAGUCAGCUCCUUAAUGGACUCCUUUCCCAGAAAAGUGUACCAGGUCAGGGAGGACGGGAGCACAAGAGCGAGACAGGAAACUCCCCUACCACCAAGAGGAAACGUGUCAAAUUUACCACCUUCACCCACUCCAAGCCGAGCAAUGACUGCUUGGGUAACAGCCCGCUAGGUGUAGGGAAAUCCAAUGAUAUCCAUUGGGUUUGUCCGGACAUUGAGCUUGGGGACUCCAUAGAGCUCCGGAACUACAUGGAGAGGCUAAAUGAGAAUGCCAUGAAGAAUGUGGCAUAGCACUUCAUGAUUCUAGCACUUGGUUAUGUGUUUUGAAGCAGAGUGUAGCUUCACCCAUAUGCCUUCAGGGUAAAGGAAUGGGGUGCCGACCGGCUCACAUCUCACCAUGAAUAGAGAGGCCAUUUAUCAGGUCUUGUUUCCAUGGCAACCAUCAUAAGGUGUUCAUCAUUAGGAUCGAAGGCCAACAGGAACUGUGAAACUAUAUAUGUAUACAUACAUAUAUACAUAAAUUCAUAUGUAAAAACCCACUAUGAGAAAUGCAUUUUUCCCUGUAUCAAAGAAUUUUGUUUUCUGUAUUUCUUUGUUUUUAAUUUUUCCAUAUUCUAUAAAUAUUUGAAACAAUUCAUGUAUACACAUAUCAAAGAAUGACUCUUUAAUGUAUCCAUAAAUUGACACACUUGUAUAUAAGUGGACAUUUGCCGGUUGGAGGAGGUAAGAACUUUUUUAAGUAAGGUUUUACAUAUUUUUAUACACAUCCCUGUUCCUGUACAUGUUGUUGCCUGUUGACGUUUUGUCCAAAGACUCUCAUACUUUGGUUUGAAGCUGCUGUGAGUAACUUUUUUUUUUAAAGAUAGUUGUCAAAAAUAGAUGCUCUAAGAAAAAAAAAACCCUGUGCAGUCCUUCAGAAAGCUUCUCUGAGGAGGCGGUCUUCACUGCUUUUUUGCACAUGUAUAUGUGGCCAAUAUGAAAUUCAGUGAUCAAGAAAGAAUCAAGCUCUAGGAAAUGCUAGUUCGAUGGAGUAAGAGAAUUGUAAGAGAAAUAUGAUUGCAGUGGACUCGAUUUAUUAGAAGCAAUGGUACAUCCAUUUUCUAAGUUCCUCUAUCACUAUUGACUUACACUUCAAACAGAAACUUUAAACAGCACAGGCAUUUCAUUCUGUGCUGAUAAAAUAGGUAUGGCAAAAGUAUUGACAUCAAUUAUACAAAAUUUCAUCUUUAGAAGACUAAGUUAUGAUGUGGCGCUAGCUAGAUCCAUGUCUUUUUGUGUAACUUUUACUUAAUUCAAAAUUUAUUUCUAUUUGGCACUUUAUUCUAAUACAAAGCUAGCUUGGCUGUUUAUGUUUAGACACUCCAGUGUAAAUCUAGCAAUAUUUAAUCCUUUAUCUUAUUAAGCUCUCAGAAAGAUUUGUGUUUUAAUGAAAUUUUAGGAUUUCAGGGCAAAUCAGCACACACAUUACACUGGUGUUUUCUUUGAAUUUUAGCUCCAACCUCAAAGUGUAGCUGUUGCAAAACCUCUGGUGUGGAAUAAAUGCAGUUGUGUCCUUUUUGUUCUUAUUUUUGUACCAUUGCACAGUGCAUGUCAUUAGAAGGUAGGAUUAUGGAAAAGGACAUUGGACUUCAUUAGCAAGACUUCAGCAGCAUCGCUUACUGUGGCUUUAAUAUGUCUAAUUUGGGACCUUUGUCACCAACUGUGUGAAUAUGUACAUAAUCCAGGGGACUGUUGAGAAACUGUCACACUGACAGCAUGCCUCUUGUGGGACUGCUGGCAAUCUGUAACAUCAAGUUAUACAGAUUUACCAGGCGGCAAUCUCUCAAACAGUAACUGUGGUCAGUUGUGUUUCUUUUCUAAUCUUUUUUCCCUCUACACUAAAAAAAAAAAAAAAAAAAAAAAAAAAAAAAAAGGAGCAAAAAGUACAUUACAGGUCUCUAAAUACACAAGAAAUCUCAAACAAAUCCAUAAUUAAUGCUGUUCUAAUUACCUGCAGGUAAUUGGGUCUUAAAGAGUGGUUUAGAAUGUAAUCCUCAGGUAAUGCUGGACAUGAGAAGUGCAAACACAAACGCAGAAAUCACUGAAAUGCUUAUAAAUAAUUUAACAUUCAAAACAUUUGUCUGGAAUUGAUUCUGAGUGACACUGUGUUUGGGCUGAGUUAAUUUUUUGCUCUUGUCUCUUUAAUGAACGUGCAGAUUAAACUUCAU
Messenger RNA from Silurus meridionalis, 5912 nucleotides. RefSeq names its product transmembrane protein 132D. NCBI's taxonomy places the organism in Eukaryota, Metazoa, Chordata, Actinopteri, Siluriformes, Siluridae. The record is from RefSeq and is a predicted model, not a curated record.